AUGUUUCACCUGUUUCGUCGUCUAACCCAGUGGAAGCUUGCCCAAUUGGCUGCCAUAUGGAGCCUAAAGCAUGCCCUCAAAUACCGUCGAAAUGCAUCGGUGCUGGUUGAGGCCUUCGCUAGUGUGUUUCAGAUCGCCUUCCACAUGGGAUUUUCCAAUGACAUUGCUUGGAUGCAGGAACGAUCACUGGAAAUUAUAGCAGACAAUGUCGACCGAAUCAAUAUAGAUUACAUGAAAUCGGUCGUCCAAUACUACACCGCUUUGCUCAUGUGCCAAACCAUUCGAUCCACGAAGCAGCUUUCGAUCGAGUUCGGUCGAGUUGUUCUGAAGAUCACCGAUACCUUGCAAUUUAAGACCAGCGAAUGGCACAUCAUUCCGAUCUUGGCCGAGCUGUUGAUGUCACAUCGGAGGAUUUCCGACGCCGUCAGUAUGCUAUGGGACUUCCAGGCACUGACCGAUCGCUAUCAGGACACCUCAGCCAAGGCUUGGUAUUAUUCGAUUGCAAUGGACAUUAUGCUGGAUACGAGCUGCUGUAUCGAGACGUAUAAGGAGUGCGAAAGUUUCUUUUUGAAGAACUGUGAAGCUUUGGGCUAUCAACGGGAUGCUUAUGCGGUGACGCGUUUGUAUGCUGAUUUGUGGCUCUGGUGUGCUCGGAACGGAGCUUGGGAAACUGCCGAUACGUGGAUGAACAAGUUGCAGGAGGUGUUCGUGCUGACCCCGCACGAUUCGAUGAUUAACGUUCACACUGCUCUGCGGGUGUUGGAAUAA
Messenger RNA from Ochlerotatus camptorhynchus, 768 nucleotides. RefSeq lists its product as uncharacterized. NCBI's taxonomy places the organism in Eukaryota, Metazoa, Arthropoda, Insecta, Diptera, Culicidae. The transcript has 3 exons. Gene Ontology annotation, cellular component: cytoplasm. Gene Ontology annotation, molecular function: adenylate cyclase activity. The coding region runs from base 1 to 768 and encodes 255 amino acids. The record is from RefSeq and is a predicted model, not a curated record.